Messenger RNA from Lactuca virosa, 303 nucleotides. NCBI's taxonomy places the organism in Eukaryota, Viridiplantae, Streptophyta, Magnoliopsida, Asterales, Asteraceae. The record is from the annotation of a GenBank genome assembly.
AUGCUUGUUGCUACCAGCCUAAAAAAUGUCGAAAUCAUCGAUAAUAACUCAACAAACGCAAAAGGUUUGAGGUUUUAUGAUUCAACGAUCUGUUAUCUGUUAUCAUAUCUUAACUUCAUCGUAAAGCUUCUUCUCCCUCUCAAGCGCGUGCCUCACGUGCCACUAUUCUUAAAAUUUCAAUCGCCUUAUCCUAAAGAUAUAUUGCGUGUUUUGUUUAGACACUGGUUAAUUGGGGUAAUCAAAAGUGUAAAUUUCAAUCCCCAUAUCAUACAGGGUGGUUUUGAGAAGAUACCGAGAUCGUGA